AAAGCAAAUUCACUACGUGGUUUCAUGAUCCUCUUUUCAGAGACUACCAUGCUACAGCACUUUUGGUUUUACAUUAAGGAAGAUAUCCAGUGGUUUGUGUUGCUCUGUAGCUGACGAAUAUCACUAUUCAUUUGCUGUGUUGAGCAAGAAAAAUGGUUUUGCCUGAAGUCUAGGACAGAGUCCUAAGAAAGGGAAGGGCUCCAAAUAGUAACACUUGUGUUAUCCUUAGCAGUGGUCAUGUGUGUAUAUAGGUUAAAAUAGAGACUUGUGGGAGGGCUGCAGAAAGGUUCUCAGCCAAAAUCAGUUAGAUGAUUUCCGUUGGUAAGAUUCAGUUCUCCACUUCGGUAACUGUCUAAGGCAGGAUAGACUCUGGUAUGGUCAAGUUCCUCAGCAACCAUUUGAAGGGAUUUGGAGUAAGAAAUGUAAAGUCAUUAUGAUAGCUUUCUCUAUUAAUCAAGACCUAUUUUCUCCAGUUCAUUUUAUGAAUGUUAUUUAUGUCAUAAGCCCGCUCCAAGUCACCUUUAAAUCAUUUUUUAUACAUGAAAAAUUCUAGAAUGAUAUUAAAUUCCCCCAAGGAAGUAGUAUCUUUAAAAUGAAAAGCGUCAAACUACAAAGAAAAGUGGUUUCAUUAUUUCAGGAUAAAGCAUGUUCCCCAAGGCUUCAUUCUCAGACCUCUCACUGCCUGGCUUAGUGGUGUGAGCUACAGUUGGCCCCACAGUCCUCCUGCUGAGAUUUUACAUUAGGGCAAGAAAGAGGUUGUUCACCUGUCAUUCAGGAAGGUACAAAAGCAUUGUGGUCAUUUUGAGCUACUUAAAUGCUCAAAAUGAAGUAGUUUUCCCCUAUAAAAACGUUUUUGAAUUUAGAAAAGAAAAUUGUGACAAUUAUAAAGUCCAGUUAUUUAAACCCAGUUGAUCAAUUUCAGGUCUUUGGUAAGUUGGCUUAAGCAUGCAAUCAUGAGAGAUCUAUAAGUGUGUCUCUAAGCCUCAAAACCUCACUGAUUGCAUAAUGGCUUAAUAGCUUAUUUGAUGCUGUAGAAAGUAGGACAUUGGUUUCUGUCCUUAGGCCCUGUGUGACCUGAGACAAGACUAAGUGUACUUAGGCCAAGGCAUAUCUGUAUUUUCAGUCUUGUGUUGCCAUGUUCACAAACGUUUUCAAAUGUUUUAAAAUCAAUAUAGAAAUAUUGAGGCUCACUGACGACAGGGGUCCACAUCUUUAUCAUACUGUUAGUACUAGCCAAAUGCCACAGUUGUUUUUUGUUUGUUUUUUGGUUUUUUUUUCUGAGUGACACUUAGAAGCACAUCUCUAACAAACAAAAUACAGUGGACCGUUUGAAGCAAACUUGUUUCAACUUGAGGAGUUCUUACUGAAAACUCACCUCACUUGCACGUUCUAGUGAGAUGAGGUCCCACUGUUUGUGUCAGAGUCGCAUGCUAGUGAAGUUACUAAGUGAAAUGAUAGUCACUAAAGUCCCUCUUCCCUCGCCUGUCAUGAGGAGUGGGCAGAGAUCACCUAGGAAGCCUGAGAGUAGUACUUAUCACUAGAAACCCUUGCAAGUGGAAUUACUUCAGAGAACAUGGGGCAAUGACUGAUGGGGUUAGUAUCCUACCAUCAAUGUUGCCAAUCUCAGCUGUAUAAGAUCGAAUACCGUGUUAUUUUUAAAGCAUUACAGCGUAGGUAGUGUACCAGCUUUUACAAUGUAUGGUACAUAGAUAGAGGUUUCAUUCUGUAUCAGAUAAAGUAUCUUGGAGGCUGAAAUCAAGGCGGGUCUGCCAAACCUGGUCAAAAGUCCCUUCAUUUAUCCAGGGACUCAUGGAAUCUCUAUGUGUUAAAUGCCGACUAGAUGCAAAGAGUUAUGAACGGGCAGGAAGCACAGACCUGACUUUCAUAGGUUAUAGACAUUAUGUUCAUGUGUGUGUAUGUGUGCAUGAAUGCCACACAGCAUGCACAUGGAGCUGAGAGGACAACUUGAGAGAAUCAAUUCUCUUACUCCACCGUGUGGGGCCCUGGCAUUAAACUCAGAUCAGCAGGCCGCUUCACCAGCCCUAAAUUAGAUCUUUUAGAUUGGGAACAACACACACCAUGAUUAUCUGAUUUAAAAAUUUUCCUUUUACAGAGACCCAAAUGCUAAGACUGGCUCCCCAGGCCAGCUUUCUGUAUUUGUUGCUUAACUUCCCUGUGAAAGUGUGUGUGUGUGUGUGUGUGUGUGUGUGUGUGUGUGUGUGUGUGUGUGUGUGUGUUUAGCUUACCCAAGACAUCAGUUUUCCUUGAACUCCAUAGGGCUCCUCAGGGGAGCACAGCAUAGCUAGAUUUUAAUCCCUUAGAACAGUGACUUCAGCUGUGAAAGUUUUAGCUAAGAUUUUAAUGACCAGGUUUAACAGAUAGACCAGCAGGUGUCCCAAUUACACUCUCCAUUAAAAGGCUUUUGGUGAGGAUUUAAAUGUUAUUAUUAAAACCUUCGUCUGUACUGCACUGCACCUUGUCAUUCAGCUGCGGGGAAGAUUUCAAUGUCCCAAGAAAAAAAAUUCAUAUAAAAAGGAAGCCAGGAGAACAGAAACAUCGCAGCACUCAACUCACCAAAGAAGCUUGAUAUCUCUGGCUUCCACUUCCCAACAGGUAAAAUUCUUUGUACUUCUACCACUAUUUUUAAUGCUGCUUGUUACUGUAUGUCGAAAGGGGAUUUUGCACUCAAGGGUCAAGCCUAGAUGUGAUGGUAUCCAAGGAAGCCUUGCCCUUCACUGACUGACCUUAUCAACCAUCAGCCUUGGGGGGAGAUCCAACCUUGGAGGAGCCCAGCAGCUCAUGGCCCAGUGUUGGACAUUGAUUUUAGCUUCAUCCUCAUCAGAUGAAAUUAAUUUGGAGGCACAUUUUUAUCAACUAACUCUAGGCUUACUUGGCAAGGGGGCCAUUCGAGCUAGGUGUCUCCACCCAGAUCAGUAUAGAGUUCUCUCUCAGUCUUGAAGCUGGUCCGACCAGCUGUAAUGGUAGGUAAUACCAUCUUAAAGACUAGAUGGCAGACAGGAACAUGCCAGCAGUGCCACAGGGCAGCCAUUUAAAGUCAAGCAACCUCUUAUUAACCGGAGACCUCUAGGAGGAGCUGCUUUUUCAGAGCUGAUGGCCCAGUUCUAACUUCAUGAAUGACGAAGUUGAGAACUGCUUGUAAGGGGGAGGGUACAGGCAAAGUGAAUUUGGUAAGGGAUGAAUUAUGGGUGUCAGGUAACCAAAGAAAUAAAAAUAAAAAUGGGUUACGUUGCCACAAAAAAAAAAAAAAAAAGUGCUGAAGAUGCCAGAAUCAAGUACGGGUGCUUGUCCCCAAUGUCUAAGAUGCUCAAGACAGGCAUCUAAGAUGCCCCAGUGUUUCACUGUCUGCAUGAAAUGCAUCCCAGUGCACGACUCCCUCUGCUGCUUCUGCAGGGUCAGUGGUACAGACGCUGGUCUCUCUGUGAUGCACUCUUUAUUUUCACUCCCUUCAGUCUGGGUCUGUCGUGAUGGUGUCUUGAUGUCCCUUAGAGUGGAGAUGAUCCCCAAGCUGACGGCUGCUGUUCUUCUGCUGAGCCUGUGUUUGGAAGGCUGCUCCAGCCAGCACUGGUCCUAUGGAUUGCGCCCUGGAGGAAAGAGAAAUGCUGAACACUUGGUUGAUUCUUUCCAAGAGAUGGGUGAGGACGUGGAUCAGCUGGCAGAACCCCAGCACUUCAAAUGCACGGUCCACUGGCCCCGUUCGCCCCUCAGGGACCUGCGAGGAGCUCUGGAGAGUCUGAUUGAAGAGGAAAGCAGGCAGAAGAAGAUGUAAAUGCAUUGGCCCCGAAGGAUCCACAACAUCCAAGUAUGACAGGGACAUUGAAAUUUGUAGCUGUGUGGCUUUCGGCAUUUGUAUACCCAGCAGCAUGGAUUUCAUAAUAAAGUGAUGUGUUGUGGGUCAAGUAC
Messenger RNA from Peromyscus californicus insignis, 3921 nucleotides. It is a transcript of the gene Gnrh1, whose product is annotated as gonadotropin releasing hormone 1. Gene Ontology annotation, molecular function: gonadotropin hormone-releasing hormone activity. Gene Ontology annotation, biological process: multicellular organism development. Gene Ontology annotation, cellular component: extracellular region. The record is from RefSeq and is a predicted model, not a curated record. Bases 3281 to 3787 code for a protein of 168 amino acids. The transcript has 3 exons. Lineage: Eukaryota; Metazoa; Chordata; Mammalia; Rodentia; Cricetidae.